Molecule: messenger RNA, 1227 nt
Organism: Eurytemora carolleeae
Lineage: Eukaryota; Metazoa; Arthropoda; Copepoda; Calanoida; Temoridae
Product: peroxidasin homolog
Exons: 15
Coding region: 58-1212 (384 amino acids)
Biological process (GO): cell adhesion; axon guidance
Cellular component (GO): plasma membrane
Molecular function (GO): protein binding
Source: RefSeq, a predicted model, not a curated record
AAAUGAAAUGCAAAUAAGAACAGGACAUAAUUUUUUUCUUCUCAAAGUGUAGUUGGAAUGGUUCCAGGGAGAAUGAUGAAAAGUGUAUUUGGACUUUUAUUUCUGGUUCUUCCUCAGAGAAACUUAGGAGUUACAAGAAUACUGGAGGGUCCGAAGGAUAUUUCAACUACAGAAGGAGGCACGGCAAUCUUUAAAUGUUCAUUUUGGUCGCCUUCUAGUGCAAGAGUAUUCUGGACUUUUAACGAAAAUCUUGUCCAACUGACAGACAAUGCAAGGCAGUAUACUGCCUCCGCAGAAGAGAAACGAGAUGAAAACUCUCAGCAGACACAGAUUUUAGAAGAUGGCACUCUGGUGCUUCGAAAUGUUGCACAAAGCGCAGCGGGAGUGUACGCGUGCACAGUUGUUGAUGAGGAUUCCUUGGAAAGAAUUGUUUCUGCCCCCGCUAUUUUGAAUGUAGAGGGUAGGACUGAAAAACCUAGAAUAUCACACAGACCUGUGAAAACCACAGUACAUAUUGGUGAAUUGAUAGUGCUUGAUUGUCUGGCUAGUGGAUACCCUCCACCCUUCUAUACUUGGUACAAGGAUGGAGGAAGGUUAAGUGCUGCCCAUGAUAGGUUCACCCUGGCGGAGAACGGCUCUCUUAUCAUUAGUAAUGCCCAGCUUGAUGAUUCAGCUAGAUACAGGUGUUCUGCUUCAAACUAUCUGGGGAAAGCUACCUCUUCAGUGAAAGUUCAAGUUGAGAACCUGGACCCUCCUUCCCCUCCCCAGAUUACAACCAGACCUAGGAAUAGAUCUGUUCAAGAAGGAGGAAUUAUUGAAAUGACUUGUGUAGCCCAGGGAUCCCCUUAUCCAACUGUAACCUGGUGGAAUAACAGACGUCUGGUGACAGCUAACAGCAGGGUAACCCUGUCCAACGGAGGACAGCAUCUUAGAAUACAGGAUAUUGAGAUUUAUGAUCAAGGAGACUACAGUUGUGUUGCUGAAAAUAUCCAUGGAAAAGAGCAGAUAGUUUCCUUUAUUAGAGUUCAACCUGACCCAAACAGGAGAGAGCAGUCACAAUGGAGAUUUACAACUACUGAAACUCCAAGAACAUCAAGGGUCACCCCUGCCAACACUUCUAGGAAUAGGAUGGAGGUUCUUGGUGCAACACUAGGUAUUACAGGGUUACCCGCAAAGGAUAAGACUGGGAAGACGACCUUUAAAUUCAUUUAAUAUGACAAUUCCUAG